CUCCUACUCGGAUUUCCGAACGUGGGGCGAUGUCUCCCCAGAUUAAAUUAUCCUAGCUCCUGCCCCAGAUCACUUCCCCUCUACUCCAUCAGAGUCCAGUCCUCCAAAAGCUGAAUUUGGGGCAGGAAGGGGAUCCUGAGCUCAGCUAUCCCAGGAGCCUGCGGCGGCUGUGGUGAGCUACAGGGCGGCGACUGUGAGCUCCGAGCAAUGCGCAGACGCCUGGAGAUCCAGUGUGAGGAUGAGACCAGGUCGUUGGGUAAAGGAAGUUGUCCCCCAGGGCCAGUCCCGGAGGGCCUGAUCCGCAUCUACAGCAUGAGGUUCUGCCCCUAUUCGCACAGGACCCGCCUAGUCCUCAAGGCCAAAGGCAUCAGACAUGAAGUUGUCAACAUUAACCUGAGAAACAAGCCUGAAUGGUACUAUACAAAGCACCCUUUUGGCCAAAUCCCUGUCCUGGAGAACAGUCAAUGUCAACUGAUCUACGAGUCUGUCAUCACUUGUGAGUACCUGGAUGAUGCUUAUCCAGGAAGGAGGCUGUUUCCGUAUGACCCUUAUGAGCGAGCUCGCCAAAAGAUGUUAUUGGAGCUCUUUUGUAAGGUCCCACCAUUGACCAAGGAGUGUCUGGUAGCAUUGAGAUGCGGGAGAGAAUGCACUGAUCUGAAGGUAACCCUGCGACAGGAGUUCUGCAACCUGGAGGAGAUUCUUGACUAUCAGAACACCACCUACUUUGGUGGAGACUGUAUAUCUAUGAUUGAUUACCUUCUCUGGCCCUGGUUUGAGAGGUUGGACGUAUACGGGAUAGCAGACUGUGUGAACCACACCCCAGCCCUUCGGCUCUGGAUAGCAGCCAUGAAGCAGGACCCCACAGUAUGUGCUCUUCUCAUAGAUAAGAACAUUUUUCAGGGUUUCUUGAAUCUCUAUUUUCAGAACAACCCUCAAGCCUUUGACUUUGGGCUACCCUGAGCCUCAUAGACCACCCCUUCACUAUCCAGAAUUCCCAGGCUUGUCAUGAAUCUGCAUCAGGGAUUGUCUUGGGAAUCAAGACAAUUCAUUCCUUUUCUUUGAGAUUCCCAAUAAAAACAAAAACAGAAAAUGUA
Molecule: messenger RNA, 1094 nt
Organism: Carlito syrichta (Philippine tarsier)
Lineage: Eukaryota; Metazoa; Chordata; Mammalia; Primates; Tarsiidae
Gene: GSTO2
Product: glutathione S-transferase omega 2
Exons: 6
Coding region: 208-960 (250 amino acids)
Biological process (GO): glutathione metabolic process; L-ascorbic acid metabolic process
Cellular component (GO): cytoplasm
Molecular function (GO): glutathione transferase activity; glutathione dehydrogenase (ascorbate) activity
Source: RefSeq, a predicted model, not a curated record